Molecule: messenger RNA, 4875 nt
Organism: Stylophora pistillata
Lineage: Eukaryota; Metazoa; Cnidaria; Anthozoa; Scleractinia; Pocilloporidae
Product: protein O-GlcNAcase
Biological process (GO): glycoprotein metabolic process
Molecular function (GO): acyltransferase activity, transferring groups other than amino-acyl groups; beta-N-acetylglucosaminidase activity
Source: RefSeq, a predicted model, not a curated record
CACCCUGGAAUAGCUGUUUAUAAUUUUCAGUUGUUUGUAAAACAAUUAUUUUAUCUAAAAUGCUGAGCCAUAACAAAAUUUCUGUGCCUUUGAUCUAAGUGAAAAGAGUGAUGUAGCCUGUGCCAGCCUUAUGUUUAAUGAAACAGUGGGAAUACAAAAAAUUGGCAGGAGUUAGUUCUAUAAUAACCACAGCUGUUGUUUGUUGCUUACCCCACUCUUAAGAAUAUCACUGCAAGCUGACAGCCUGAAACAGACUACUGGUCAUUAAGAGUAAUUUUUAUUUCAAAAGGGAAGUGCUUCUUUCUUAUAGGAAAAUAGAUGUAGAUAUCCUAUAAUGCUAAUUAUAAUUGUUCUUCACUUUAUUUUGUACAUUAGGUAAUCUUUCAGUAAACAAAGAAUUUCAAAAUUAUUUACUCUUUCAGGACAAUUAGUGCCAAUUAUUUCUCUGAUAUUAUGUCGACACACUCUGAAGUGACUUAACUUCAUUCUUGAAUGCAUACAACUUGAUACCGUUUUUUUCACAGACCAUCAAUUGGUCUUCAUGGUUUAUCUUUAUUCGUGAGGGUUUAACAUCUGAUGCAAUCAUAUGUGUGUUGCUCCCUUCUGUUGCUGACUCCAGCGACACAAUUUCAUCCCUAUUUGCAACGAUAAGAUUGUGUCCAUCAUAAACAAGUCCACCAAGACAAUCGCCAGGUGAGAUUCGGUUUUCUUCUCCAUUAAGCAGAUAAUUUAUUUAUUUAUUUAUUUAUAACAACUUUAUUGUAAUAAAGUUGUUAUAAAUGUGAUUUUCUCUUGUCUCUGGAUCUGUGGUUCCCCUCCAGUGUUAAAGCUCACUUUUGCAGCUGACAAUUCGUGGUAAGUGUCGGAUUCAAAGUGAGAUUGAUGCUCAUUGCACUGUACAACAACAAAAUCCUGAGAGCAAGAAAGUAGUGGUGUUGACACCGUUUCCUCUAUUACCUCGGUCACUUCGUUUAAAAACAAAAUUUCUCCAUAUUUCAGGACUUUUAAAUUAGCCCAAUCAAUGAAGACUUCGAAAAGAUCUCCGUUAGGAACUCCGUUAAGCUCUCCAGAGAGGAGAAUAUUCCCUCCUGGAGACAAAGCUAUGGUUCCCGGAUAAACUAGCGGAAGAUCUUUAGAGUCAAUUUCAAAUUUAUCAGACAUAGAUUUGUCUUCCUCAAAAGUACAGCUUUUGAUGUUGCCUCCAUGAUUUGGGCACGAGGAGCUCAUAGCAAGGCGAUUUCCCGGUAGCCUAAGAGCAGGAAAUGGAGGACUUCAUCCGAGUCUUCGAACCUGACUACAACUCUUCCACUCUGGAGAUCCCAAACAGAUACACCAUCUUUGUAACUAAACGUUGCAUACAAAUCCAAGACUGGAUUGUAAUGAAAAACAUCAACACAUUCUGCAACAUGUUCUGGGACAUUUACUACAGACACACAGUUGUUUUGAUUAACCUUCAUCUUCCAACGGGUAUUCCAAGUGACAGUGUGAUCGCGGUAGCAUCUGAGAAGACUAGAACCAAAAUAAGGAGAAUGUGCACACAUUCCAAGCUAUUUCUUCAACUGCGGUUACUUACGCCUCCAAUUUCAUGUGUACAUCGCUCGUAUGUUAAGUGAGUAGGAAACUUUCUCUGUUGCUUUCUUUAUAGAGUCUACUUCUUUACAGGUGUUUUUGUUCAUCGGGCGCGGGAAUUUCGCGGGAAUCGUGAAAACCGGACAAACGUGAUUUAAUGGUGAAACUGCGCAUAAUCCAACUGGGCCUGAGAAGAAAGUACCGAUGAAGGCGUCCUCUGAACAGGUCCGUGUUCUAAAAAAUUCAAAGCUUAAAAUUCGUGUAGGAUCCAAGAAAAGAACUACGAUGAGUUCAGAUGUGUCUAAAGCCAGGAAUGAAGAGUUCCUUAGCGGGGUUGUGGAAGGGUUCUAUGGAAGACCGUGGACAUUUGAGCAGCGAAAAGAGUUGUUUUUGAGGAUAAAGAAGCUGGGAAUGAAUACUUACCUGUAUGCUCCCAAAGAUGACCUCAAGCACAGAGCACUAUGGAGAGACCUCUAUAGUCCAGAAGAAACCGAGAAUUUAAAACAGCUUAUUGUAUCAGCAAAGGAAUGUGGGAUAACCCUCUACUAUGCCUUGUCCCCUGGACUUGAUAUAUUAUUUUCAAGCUCAAGAGACAUACAGCUGCUCAAAAAGAAAAUGGAUCAGGUGCAGAAGCUUGGUUGUGUAGCAUUUGCUCUGUUAUUUGAUGACAUUGAUCCUCAGCUACAUGGUGCUGAUCUUGAUGCAUUCAGUUCAUUUGGAGAUGCUCAGGUGGAAAUCACAAAUAAUGUUCACAAACACUUGGGAUGCCCAAGUUUUCUCUUUUGUCCAACAGAAUAUUGUGGCACGAGAGCUAUUCCAUCUGUAGAGACAUCUGACUACCUUAUCACACUGGGAAACAAACUGAACCCUAAAAUAAACAUUAUGUGGACAGGUCCAAAGGUAGUCUCAAAGGUGAUCAGCACUCAAACUAUUGAAACACUGACAAAUGUGCUGAAGCGCAAACCUGUCAUUUGGGACAAUAUUCAUGCAAAUGACUAUGACCAGCGUCGAGUCUUCUUGGGACCUUACGAUGGAAGGCCAGUGGAGCUAAUCCCCUUACUUAAUGGAGUACUGACCAAUCCUAACUGUGAGUUUGAAAGUAAUUUUAUUGCCGUCCACACUCUUUCAUCAUGGUUAAAAGACUCCUCACUUAACACUGCUGAGGAACCUAUGAGUAUUGAUCCAAAGGCUGAGAAGUCAAGUAACUCUAGUGAACCAAUGGAGGAAGAUCUUCUUGCUAGCACAGAGAGUGAAGGAAAUGACAACACCAGUAAAGAAACUGAUCAAGGAACCACUGAAGAAAAUAGUUCUCCAGAAACAGAUAGUGAAAGUGUUAAGGUAGAGGGAGCUAUGGAAACAGAGAGUGGUACAUCACUAAGUGAAUCUAAGAGCACCACUAGUCGCAUUGCUUACAACCCUCAAUCUGCUCUACGAGAGGCUGUGUCUGCAUGGCUAGAAGAAUUCUCAAAGGUGAAAGCUGCUACAUCCAGGACCUAUGCAAAGAGUGGUGCCUACAGUAUGACACCAGAGUCCAUUGCAGUUCAGACGCAAGCUCCAAUGGUAACACAAGCUACAUCAACUACAUGUGCAACUUCUCCUGUUUCUUCACCCAUAGUGAAUGUCUCACCAAUAAAGAUUGCAAAGGAAAACAGUAGGAAAAAGCUUGGCACUUCCCCGUCCCCAGAAACAAAGGUCGAAGAAGCGGUAAAGAAGGAGCAAGAGAUGCCAAUGGAGGUGAUGGAAGUAAAAGAGAAACCUGCAAUAACACCACUGAGUGUUGAGGAUCUACUGUUGUUGGUAGAUUUAUUCUACCUGCCAUACAACCAUGGUCAGAAGGCCAUGCAGAUCAUUGCUGAUUUUAAAUGGCUAAAGUUCAAUGCCAUAAAAGAGGAUUCACAAGAGUUCAUGGAACUUACUGAGCAAGAGCAGAAAUAUAAGUUAUCAGAAUGGACUGAGAGAGCUGAAAAGUUCCAUGAAAUCUGCCGAUCAGUGGGUGAGAUGUUUGUAAGGUUAACAGAAACCUCCAACAGAGCAUUGUUGUACGACCUGUAUCCAUAUGUAUGGGAUGUUAAGGAAGUCCUGCAGUUACUUGACACAUUUGUGAACUGGUUAAGUACAAAGAAUAAGAGGAAGAAACAAAAGGGACAGAGCUUUUUUCCUGAGGACCCUGAACCAUGGGUGUUCAGAGGAGGUCUGUUUGGAGAGUUGCAGAGACUGUUACCUAUUGAUGGAGGACAUGAAGUGUUUAACUUGAGGGCUCCAGAAAUUCCAACCACAUGUAUCUACACCAUCAGACCAUAUCAAGCAGAUGAUGAGAAAUCCUUGUAUGAAAUUUGUGUGUCCACUUGUGAUGACUGGGCAGAUGGUCAUGACUUAUUUCCUGACAAACAAUUCAAUAUGGCAGGAGACAGGUUUGUAGGUCCAUAUCUGAAGAUCUGUUCUGAACAUGUGUUUGUUGUGGAAGACGGUGAUGGCAUCUGUGGUUAUGCAGUAGCAGCUCCUGAUUCCAAACAUUUUUAUGAGCAAUUCAAAAAAUACUGGCUUCCAGAGGUGUGCAAGAAAUACAAGACGCCAGCUGGGAAUUCAUCAGAAUGGACAUAUGCUGAACAGCUUGCUAAUAGCUUCCACAAUCCAAAAAUAUUCCUUCCUGAGGAUGUUUGUUUGAAGUUCAGUGCUCAUGUACAGAUCCAUCUUCUUCCAAGAGCACAGGAUCUUGGUCUCGGCAAGCGGUUGUUAGCUUGUGUUCUUUCUGCACUCAAGGCUGAAGAUUGUACUGGUGUGCACUGCGAGAUAGCAACCACAAACAACAAUGCUCUGGACUUUUACACCAAAUUAGGAUUCUAUGCUAUUCCUCUCAAGGAUCCAGCUCCACCAGACAUGCUUAUCUUUGGUAGAACAUUCUAACAAGAUUUGCUUCGUUGUUGGAUUUAUCAUUGUGAUCUUAUUCUUGUGUGGAAAAGUGAUCUUCUUUGUAUUGAUACUCAAGGGUAGUGGCUUCACAGGACUUUAAAAGACUUCUCUGUGGUUUAGUAGUAUGUCUUCAAAAAUGUAGAUGGUAUUACAAAAAGUUAAAUAGCUCAAGUUUUGGUUGUCAUAAAUUAUAAGGUUUAAAUUGGUGAAAAUAGUUUUGUGUUGUACAGUGUAUCAUAGAGAAAAAUAUCCAGUUAGAGAUUAAAAAUUGACUGGCCAGGGUUUCAGGCUGGUUAGUUAUGUUUGUGGCUUAUCUGGGAAAGAAAUUUAGAACAAAUUUCAUUUUUUUAUGCAAAAUACAAAGUAUUUAAUGAAUCAAUACAAAGUUGAAAAAUU